CCUCCCUCGGCAACAUGACCACCUGCAGCCGCCAGUUCACCUCCUCUAGCUCCAUGAAGGGCUCCUGUGGCAUCGGUGGUGGCUCCAGCCGCAUCUCCUCUGUCCUGACGGGAGGAUCCUGCCGGGCCCCCAGUGCCUACGGAGGCCUGUCGGUCACCUCCUCCCGCUUCUCCUCUGGGGGAGCCUGUGGAAUCGGGGGUGGCUAUGGCGGUGGCUUCAGCAGCAGCAGCAGCAGCUUUGGUGUGGGUCUCGGUAGUGGUUUUGGAGGUGCUGGUUUUGGAGGAGGAUUUGGUGGUGCUGGCUUCGGCAGUGGCUUUGGUGGUGGCUUUGGUGGUGAUGGGCUCCUGGUGGGUAGUGAAAAAGUGACCAUGCAGAACCUCAAUGACCGGUUGGCCACCUACCUGGACAAGGUGCGUGCCCUGGAGGAGGCCAACACUGACCUGGAGGUCAAGAUUCGUGACUGGUACCAGAGGCAGCGGCCCACUGAGAUCAAGGACUACAGCCCCUACUUCAGGACCAUUGAGGAACUGAAGAGCAAGAUCAUUGCGGCCACUCUGGAGAAUGCACAGCCUAUUCUGCAGAUCGAUAAUGCCAGGCUGGCAGCUGAUGACUUCAGGACCAAGUAUGAGCAUGAGCUGGCCCUGCGCCAGACUGUGGAGGCCGACAUCAAUGGUCUGCGCAGAGUGCUCGACGAGCUGACCUUGGCCAGGACUGACCUGGAGAUGCAGAUCGAAAGUCUCAAGGAAGAGCUGGCUUACCUGAAGAAGAACCAUGAGGAGGAGAUGCUUGCCCUGCGGGGUCAGACUGGUGGGGAUGUCAAUGUGGAGAUGGACGCAGCCCCUGGAGUGGACCUGAGCCGCAUCCUGAAUGAGAUGCGUGACCAGUAUGAACAGAUGGCGGAAAAGAACCGCAGAGACGCGGAGGCCUGGUUCCUGAGCAAGACUGAGGAGCUGAACAAGGAAGUAGCCUCUAACAGUGAACUGAUACAGAGUGGCCGCAGUGAGGUGUCUGAACUCCGCAGAGUGUUCCAGGGCUUGGAGAUUGAACUGCAGUCCCAGCUCAGCAUGAAAGCAUCCUUGGAGAACAGCCUAGAAGAGACCAAAGGCAGAUACUGCAUGCAGCUGUCCCAGAUACAGGGGCUGAUCAGCAAUGUGGAAGAGCAGCUGGCUCAAUUGCGUUGUGAGAUGGAACAGCAGAGCCAGGAGUACAACAUCCUGUUGGAUGUGAAGACACGACUGGAGCAGGAGAUUGCCACCUACCGCCGUCUGCUGGAUGGCGAGGAUGCCCACAUCUCUUCCUCUCAGCACUCAUCUGGCCAGUCCUAUUCUUCCCAUGAAGUCUUCUCAUCGUCCUCCCGCCAGCCCCGGUCCAUCCUCAAGGAGCAGGGCUCGUCCAGCUUCAGCCAGAGCCAGAGCCAGAGCUCCAGGAACUAA
Messenger RNA from Nannospalax galili (Upper Galilee mountains blind mole rat), 1433 nucleotides. Its product is annotated as keratin, type I cytoskeletal 16. The record is from RefSeq and is a predicted model, not a curated record. Gene Ontology annotation, cellular component: keratin filament. The transcript has 8 exons. NCBI's taxonomy places the organism in Eukaryota, Metazoa, Chordata, Mammalia, Rodentia, Spalacidae. The coding region runs from base 15 to 1433 and encodes 472 amino acids. Gene Ontology annotation, molecular function: structural molecule activity.